UUUGUCCGAUCGUUUUUCUAUUUUAAAUUAAUUUUUUAGUGGAAUUAAUUUUUUAAUUAGUAAUUACCAAUGCGCAUGCGCAAAAGUAAAACAGCUUUGAGACAGCCGCCAUAUUUGUUUAUAUCUUAUCAGUGGUUGUACUCCAAUAUCGGAGUAAUUAUUAUGGAGAUACCUCUACCCUCCACAGUAGUUAUACAUGUUUACAUAAGUAUAAUGUUAUCUAUCAGCAAUGAGAAGUGAAAGCAGCAAAUGGCCGACGACUGAACCAGAAGCAUUGAUUGCCGUUAUUAUAAAAAUGGCCUGUGUCGAGAGGGCGAUAACUAUCGGUAUCGAUGUUCAAAUCAGCAGUCUGGAGCUGAGCAGGAUGAAAUGACUGAUGCAGAUGACUCGGACAAUAAUACCAGCGAACAGGGAACCUCAUCAGUUCCUUGUCGUUUUUACAAAUGAGGAACCUCUAAGUUUGGCAAUCGCUGUUAUAUCCACACAGCCUCGACUAGUAAUCGCAGUGAUGAUCAAGAAUUAAAUUCUGGACAAAACUCUGGUCUAUCUGUCGUAGUAUCGUCACUUACUGACACAGGUCACUCAUCAUCGACGGCUUUUCCUCCAGUCGUCACUCCAGAUAAAUCAAAUAAGAACAAGUAUGAACCAAACGAAUGGGUCAAAGCACCAAAAUUUGUACCGACCACAUUGGCAGCCAUUAAUUGUGCUUUAAAUUACGACGACAUUGAUAAUGACAUCGAUAUGUUGUCAUUUAAAGCCAACAAACCAGAAUCGUAUGCUAGAACAGUCAACAAUUUAGGCCAGACAUUGAAUCCCGCAUCAGAACCUCUCUGUCCUUAUACAGAAUCAAGUAGAGUUUGCAAAAAACUUGAGUGUCCUUAUUUACAUGGAGAUAUUUGCGAGUUUUGCGGUAGUGCUGCUCUUUAUCUGUUCAAUAAAGAACGUCGACAGCAGCUUAUCGGCGCCUGCAUAAAAUAACAUGAGGCUGACAUGAAACUGUCGUUUGCUGUUCAACGGAGCCGCAGUAAAGCCUGUGGAGUUUGCUUCGAGGUUAUUAUGGAAAAGACCUCCUGUGAACAGAGAAGAUUUGGUAUAUUACCAAACUGUAAUCACUAUUUUUGUUUGAAUUGCAUUAGAAAAUAGCGUCAUGCUAAACAAUUUGAUAACCAAAUUAUACGGUCAUGUCCAAAAUGCUCGGACUUCGUUUGUCCCUGCAUAUAUUGGGUCGACACUAAUGAAGAAAAAGAAAAACUUAUCAUCAAGUAUAAAGGAGCACUGAGCCAGAAAGAUUGUAAGUACUUCAACAAGGGCCAAAGAAAAUGUCUCUUCGACAACAAAUGCUUUUAUCUUCAUGCCUUACCUGACGGAACUAAAACAGACGUCGGUCCUUCAGCACGUCAAGCUUCUCAUUCUAGCGGUGAAAUUGAUUUCCUUCAGCAAUUAAUAUUAUGGAAUUUUCUCGAAGAAAGAGACAAUCGCUGAAUCUAUAUAGAUGAUCAUGACGAAGUUGUCGUCGUGUACUCAGAUUCCGAAGAUUGCGUCUGGUAA
Molecule: messenger RNA, 1548 nt
Organism: Microplitis demolitor
Lineage: Eukaryota; Metazoa; Arthropoda; Insecta; Hymenoptera; Braconidae
Product: probable E3 ubiquitin-protein ligase makorin-1
Exons: 7
Biological process (GO): protein polyubiquitination
Molecular function (GO): metal ion binding; ubiquitin protein ligase activity
Source: RefSeq, a predicted model, not a curated record